Penicillium argentinense is the source of this 750-nucleotide messenger RNA. RefSeq lists its product as uncharacterized. The transcript has a single exon. NCBI's taxonomy places the organism in Eukaryota, Fungi, Ascomycota, Eurotiomycetes, Eurotiales, Aspergillaceae. Bases 1 to 750 code for a protein of 249 amino acids. The record is from RefSeq and is a predicted model, not a curated record.
AUGGCACAUACAUUGAACAUGCUGGUGGGACUGAAAGAUUACAGGAUCAUGUUGCUCACGAGCAACAAAGCGGCGGCUCUCACGAUAAGGAACCCCCGACAACAGUCAGGCCAGGAGUUCGUCUGCCAGACGUACAAGUUGAUGAGAAGACUGCGGAGAAACGGAAACCACAUCGAUAUCCUUUGGGUCCCUACCAGCGAAGACAAUAAACUGCUAGGUCUGGCUAAAGAGCAGGCCAGAACCGCGACCCAGAAGGAUGCUGCCCCACAAGAAUCGGUCCCCAGGAUGAAGUCGACAACACUGAAUAUCGCUCGGUCCCAAGCAGUUGCCAGCAAUGACUUGCCAGAAAACGUAGGGAGACACGUAAAACGGGUGGACGCAGCACUUCCCGGGAAACACACUCGACAGCUGUAUGAUCGAUUAUCGUGGAAAGAAGCGAGCGUGCUGGCCCAACUCCGGACUGGCAUGGCCAGACUCAAUGGCUAUCUCUAUCGGAUCAACGUUGCAGAGACGGAUCAGUGUGCAUGUGGACAAGCAAGAGAGACCGUGGAACACUUCCUCUUUCGACGUCAGAAGUGGACCGCACAUCGGACGGAAAUGCUGCAACGUACCCAUACUCAUCGAGGCAACAUGUCCUUUUUCCUGGGCGGAAAAUCGCCUUCGGAUGACCAGAAUUGGACGCCGAACUUGGAAGCCGUGCGAGCCUCAAUACGAUUCGCAAUCGCCAAGGGCCGACUCGACGCCGCCUAA